AUGCUUAUAUGGUUAGCCAAAGAGGAUAAGCUAAAGUCAACAUCUGACAUUGAUGAGAUGAUUUCUGCAGAGAUACCAGACCCCAAUCUAGAUCCAGAAGGGUAUGCUGCAGUGGUUAAGUUCAUGAUUCAUGGACCUUGUGGUGUUAACAACCCCACUUCACCAUGUAUGAAAGAUGGUAAAUGUUCGAAGUAUUUUCCAAAAGAAUUCUGUUCAGAAACUUCGUUCGACAAGUUUGGCAAUGUCGUGUACAGAAGAAGAAAUUCCGGCAUUCAGGUUCAAAAAGGAAAGGCAAUGCUGGAUAAUAGAUAUGUCGUUCCAUACAAUCGGAACUUAUUGGUUAGAGCUCAAGCCCAUAUUAAUGUGGAGAUAUGUCACAAGGGAGGCUUAGUGAAGUACUUAUUUAAGUACAUUACUAAAGGACCCGAUAGAUCUCUUAUUGUUGCAGAAGACUCGACAAGCUCAGUUCAGGUGCCAUCAAAUAUAACAAAAAAAAAAACCAAAGACGAGAUACAAGAGUUCAUUGAUUGCAGGUUGUUGUCCUCAUACGAAGCUAUAUGGAGAAUCAACGAGUAUUCUAUACACCACAGAGAGCCUAAUGUGGUUCGACUUGGUGUACACAUGGAUGGACAAUAG
Messenger RNA from Linum trigynum, 636 nucleotides. The record is from the annotation of a GenBank genome assembly. NCBI's taxonomy places the organism in Eukaryota, Viridiplantae, Streptophyta, Magnoliopsida, Malpighiales, Linaceae.